Messenger RNA from Gallus gallus (chicken), 2730 nucleotides. It is a transcript of the gene GPHB5, whose product is annotated as glycoprotein hormone beta 5. Gene Ontology annotation, biological process: G protein-coupled receptor signaling pathway; regulation of thyroid hormone receptor signaling pathway. The transcript has 4 exons. Gene Ontology annotation, molecular function: hormone activity. The record is from RefSeq and is a predicted model, not a curated record. Gene Ontology annotation, cellular component: cytoplasm; extracellular region. Bases 2197 to 2586 code for a protein of 129 amino acids. Lineage: Eukaryota; Metazoa; Chordata; Aves; Galliformes; Phasianidae.
CUGGUUGAUCUGCCAUCUGGCAUCUAUUUCCUGUGCCUGGCUGUAAUCUUGGAUUGAUUUUUGCUGCCACAUUUUCAGAACCAAAGAAAGGAAAAUUUUGACCAAUAUUUUCACUUUUACCUGGUUUCUCUGCUAGUAAGAAAGUUUAUAAAAGUUUAUUUUAUAAUAGCUUUAGUCUUGGUCCACGAUGUCAAAGAAACAAGCAGAGAAUGGGAGGUUUUUUUGGUGGAAAAUUGCUAACAUUUUUAGUUCAGUGGCAAGACUGGCAGGUUCUUUUGACCUCCCUGUGAUCUGAUGUGGCCUUGACUCUUGUGCUUUUCCCAGAUUCUGUUGGUUUCAGUAAGAGGAAAGGUACCAGGACGUGGCUGGUGGUGAGAUCUAUGGGAUCCACUGCAAUGCCUCUAUUCCAUUCUUCUCCUCCAGCAUCUCACGUAAUGGGUCUUUGCUUGAACCUGUAGUAACCUUGGGGAGGAGAAACAUGAAAGUAGGAGAAGAAUUAAGGUGAUGAUGUGCUGGUGAUGGCAACAGAAUGUCCUGUUAGCUUUAUCUGAACUGAGAAUCUAAUCUAGGCUCUGCUGCCUUGUGUCAUCUCUGAAGAGGAGACAGGGAUAGUGGCUCUUGGCUAUACAGAAUGUCCUGAGGGUCAGUCUGAGCCUGCAGACAACAGAAUUACUUUCCUCUUCCAUUUCUUCCAGUCACCAUUUCCUAAUUUAGAGAGAAAUGGUAUAUCUCAGGAGCAAAUAACAAGCCAUAUACAAAUCAGUGUGUUUGCACGCAACCAAGUGUAAUUUACUGACCAGAGAAAUAGCAGGGCCACACGGCAGCAAAACACUCAAGCAGUGGCUGUUCCAAGCUGAAAAGUAAAGGAAAGCAAGAAUUCUGUGGGUUCCACAAGGUGUUAGUCUGAAUUUGAGUCCUGCUAUUACUCCAAAUUAAUGCUAUUGACUUUGGAAGUGAAAGCAGGACCCCAAACAGUGGGUUAUUCACCCUGAAUCAGUGAGAGCACCUAUGCAACAUACCUUGUUUGCUCCUGUCACAUGGACUCAAUGCUUUGUUGCUGGUUUCCAGGUCAAAUCACAGAAGUCUGGAAUGCAACCCAGCAGAAGUAUACAUUUGGUAGGUGUUCAAGGCCAGCUUGGAUGCGGCCCUGGGCAACCUGAUCUGGUGUCUGAUUUGGUGGCUGGCAACCCUGCCUGUGGCUGGGGAUUGGAACUAGUUGAUGGUUGAGGUCCCUUCCAACCCAAACCUGCCUAUGAUUCUAUGACACCAACAGAUGGUGUUUUAUUUCGUUUCUCUCAAACGUCAUAGGAUGGAGUUGAUCUAAAGCAAAGUUUUCUCUGGCAUUUUCUCUUCUUGGUUCUGUGUUGUGUUGCUGUGGCCGUCUGUAUUAGCAGCAUCCCAGGCAAUCUGCAACCACUGACACUUGGCCUCUUUGUGAUGUGCUUGGCUACUAAAGCAUUCAGAACUGGGAAAUCACUGCCCAGCAGUGAGGAGUCUGACUUUCUGAGAAUGCAGUGGGAGUGUAUGGCUGCAUUUCUCUCACUCAUGUUUAAGAAACUCACUGGCAAGUGUUUCCUCCUACCAAGGUUCCUCAGCUCCCUUCUGUCCUGUGAGUAGCUGGAACUUGUAUUGGCAUGGUGAAGUUAAUGGACUAAGCUUCCACAUUUCCUUUGCUCAGUGCUGCUUACCUGUGUGACAGGUUCUUGCCAAGUUUUCCUUCAGGUUAUUUACUCAGUAUUUGUUAAAUAAGAGGGUAAUGGUUAUUUCAGGAAGCAGCCAACAAUCUCUUUGUACUGCAAUUCUGCUAUGGAAAUGAAGAUCCCAUUUGCCCCAGUGCAUGCUCAUUAUUUUAUUAGCAGAUGUCACUCACCAAGAUGGUCCUUUUGUUUCAGAUUUGGUGUUGUGAAACAGUACACUUUAAGCUAAUCACUACUGGAAAGGAGCAACUUGCUUCACAGUCAAUGGCUUUGAUGCCUUGGGUCAUUCGUGUACGGAUCUGCCUCUGUCUUGCUUUGAUUGACAAGACCCUUUCUAUAAAUCUGUGCAAUUAAGCAGCCCUGUAGCAGCUGCUAAGGAGAUCGAGUUAGCACAAACCUGACAAAAAUUGCUGUGCAGAAUCUCUUGCUGCUCACUCUGACAUCCUGAAACACCAUCUGCAAUUUAAAGCUGCAGGAGAUCUGACUCCAACAAGUUGGCAUGAAGCUCCCCUGUGUGACCCUGGGUGCUCUGCUCCUCCUCCUGCUGGCUGGCCAUGGAGGCACGGAGACUUCUGCCAUUGACCUGCGCACCUUCAUCGGCUGCGCCGUGCGCGAGUUCACCUUCCUGGCCAAGAAGCCUGGCUGCAAGGCGCUGCGGAUCACAACGGAUGCGUGCUGGGGACGCUGCGAGACCUGGGAGAGGCCACUACUGCAUCCACCUUACAUUGAAUCUUACCACCGCGUCUGCACCUACAACGAGACCAAGCUGGUGACAGUGAUGCUGCCCAAGUGUGGCCCUGGCGUGGAUCCCUUCUACACCUACCCAGUCGCCAUACGCUGCAACUGCGACUUCUGCUCUACGGCCACCACCGAGUGUGAGACUGCCUGAGCUCUCCUUCCCCAGUGCCUUCUUCUUAUUCCUAAGGUGAAGAAGAAUCAAGCAGGAGCAGGCAUCCUUGUUUCUGUUGGCUCAGCACAGUCUGCAGUGGUGGGAACAGGCUGCGUACAACUCUGAAGGUUUUGGAAUGCACAC